CGUUCAAAUAAAUUGCCGGGAGGCGGGAAACGACAAGCAUUUCAAUCAUUGCAAUUUUAUGUUAUGAAAAUGUCGAUACAAGUUGAAAAUAAUUUAAAUAAAAGUGAAAACCAACAAGUUUUCGAGCAACGCGCUCAUUAUAUACCUUGUAAAAUUGAAGAAGAUGGUCCUGCUAAUGUAAAGAAAUAUUUCGAGCCCUACGUUACGGCAAACGAAGAGGAAUUAUCUGCAACCUUCCGUGGUCACCAUUUGGAUGGUAUUAAAAUGAAAUUGCCAGAUGGUUAUAAAGCAGUUGUACUUACCGAAGCAAAACGACCACUCUCCGAAGAAGCUGAACGAAAAUUUCAGGUUGCAGGUGGAUUUAAAGAACUGUUUUACUGGAAUUGGGAUAAAAAGCCUUCUAAGAAUGAUAAUUUAGUAAGAGCUAUGGAAUGGAUUGAUAUCGCUGAAGCUAUUCACGGAGACUGAAAAUUGUGUAAAACUGGAAAUGGGCAGGAUACCUAGAUCGUGUACAAUAAGAUGAAGACUGCAAAGGAAUUUAAAUAAACUUAUCAAAGGCAAUUUUUUAAAUGCAAUGAUGUCUGUGUCUUUCUGUGU
Messenger RNA from Vanessa atalanta (red admiral), 597 nucleotides. RefSeq names its product ribonuclease H2 subunit C. Bases 64 to 468 code for a protein of 134 amino acids. The record is from RefSeq and is a predicted model, not a curated record. Lineage: Eukaryota; Metazoa; Arthropoda; Insecta; Lepidoptera; Nymphalidae. The transcript is spliced from 4 exons. Gene Ontology annotation, biological process: RNA catabolic process. Gene Ontology annotation, cellular component: ribonuclease H2 complex.